CCAACGAGAACGUUCCUGUUCAGGUCACAUGACCUGGAAACAUGGCUGCUUCAGAAAGCUGAGAAAGCUAUCAGGCAAUAACAAUUAAAUUACUUUGAACAGCACAAGUACUUAUCUAUAGGAAGGCGUCGGUUUACCUUUACGGUAAAAUACCUUUUUAUAUUUUUAUUCACGUGGUAGCUUUAUGUGGCUCAGCUGUCCUGGUUAUAGUCCGGUUAUACACGCAGAAUAUACAUGUGCAGAAAUAAAGCGGGAGCCACAGAAUACGGAGUCUUCGCCAGAUACUGUCAGAUCCCCGUGUCUGGUAAAACGGCUGAAGGAAAUCUGGGAGCCUCGUGGGUAUGAAGUAGCUUUACCGUGUUUGCUGAAGUUCCUCUUUGCUGCUGGAGACCAUGAAACUGCGUGUCCAGCUGCAAUGCAAGAACCUGCAUGAAUAUCUGAAGGAGCUGAGUCCGGAGAUUUUGGACAGACUCUACAACCACCCAGCGACAUGCCUGGCUGUGUACAGGGAACUCCCCUCUCUGGCAAAGAAUUAUGUGAUGCGCAUGCUGUUCCUGGAUCAGCCUCUCCCCCAGGCAGCUGUGGCAUUGUGGGUAAAGAAAGACAGUCAGAAGGACCACGAUGAAUGUGUCUCAGUGUUGGCAGGUCUCCGCCUCUGGCACAGUCAGCAGCUGCAGGGUGGUCUGCAGGGAUACAUUUUAAAUCCGGUGUUUAAAGACAACCUGAAGACAGCUUUGCUCGGGGGGGGGCGAGCUUGGGCUGAUGAGGGGAGCACGCUCGGGCCUGACCGCCAUGCACGAGACAUUGAGAGUCUUGACCGCUACGCUAUGGAGCGCUGGGAGAUCAUCCUGCAGUUUAUGGUAGGUUCUCCCAGCGCUGUCAGCCAGGACCUGGCACAGCUUUUGGUUCAAGCAGGCCUCAUGAAAAGUGAAGCAGGAGAGGCGCCCUACAUCACCUCAGCUGGCUUCCAGUUCCUCCUUCUGGACACAGCCUCUCAGCUAUGGUACUUCACCUUGCAGUACCUCAAAACUGCUCAGUCCAGAGGGAUGGACCUGGUGGAGAUCUUGUCAUUCUUAUUCCAGCUCAGUUUCUCUAGUCUGGGCAGAGAUUACUCGGUGGAGGGUAUGAGCGAGUCAUUACUUACUUUUCUGCAGCACCUGCGAGAGUUUGGACUGGUGUUCCAAAGAAAGAGGAAGUCCAGGAGAUAUUAUCCCACCAGGCUGGCAAUCACUCUGGCUGCAGGAGUCACCAGCAGCUCCUCCGCCUCUAACCUGUCUUCCAGUCCUGGCACUGGAGAUGCAGGUUUCAUUGUGGUGGAAACCAAUUAUCGUAUCUAUGCCUACACAAAUUCAGAACUUCAGAUUGCUCUGGUGGCUCUCUUCAGUGAAAUGCUCUACCGCUUCCCCAAUGUAGUUGUUGCUCAGCUGACAAGGGAGUCUGUGCAACAGGCUAUCGCCAACGGGAUCACUGCACAGCAGAUUAUCCAUUUUCUGAGGACCAGAGCUCACCCUGUCAUGCUCACUCAGACCCCAGUACUGCCUCCAACUAUAACAGACCAGAUCAGACUGUGGGAGCUGGAGAGAGAUCGCCUGCAGUUCACAGAGGGUGUGCUCUAUAACCAGUUCCUCUCCCAGGCUGACUUUGAGGUUCUGCGAGACAGAGCUCAGGGCCUGGGCUGUCUGGUGUGGCAGGAUGUGGCCCACAGAGUGAUGGUGGUGACACCACAGGGACACAGCGAGGUCAAGAGGUUCUGGAAACGACAGCGAUCUCACACGUAAACGGAGGAGGAGAAAUGAGGCUUUUCUUGCUUUCCACUACCAUCACCGUUGUCAGUACGAUAGGAAAGUGAAGAUGACUUUGUAUUUUUUAUAACAUGCUAGCAUCUGAGUAUUAAACUGAACAGUUUCUGCUCAUGGUUUCCUUUUUGAGUAGCUGCGUGUAUCCUAUACUCAGAAUCAGGUUUUGAUUACUGAGUUCUUGAAGACACCCUUUGGACUCUAAAUACUACAAAGUACUGUGGAACAUCCACUGUAAGAAGGAUUGUGGCCUUUUAUAUUUUUGGGUUCAGAAUAAAAGUUGUUGAAUUAUA
Molecule: messenger RNA, 2089 nt
Organism: Oreochromis aureus
Lineage: Eukaryota; Metazoa; Chordata; Actinopteri; Cichliformes; Cichlidae
Gene: gtf2h4
Product: general transcription factor IIH, polypeptide 4
Exons: 13
Coding region: 393-1778 (461 amino acids)
Biological process (GO): nucleotide-excision repair
Cellular component (GO): transcription factor TFIIH holo complex; transcription factor TFIIH core complex
Molecular function (GO): ATPase activator activity; double-stranded DNA binding
Source: RefSeq, a predicted model, not a curated record